UAUUUGUUUUAGUCAUGGGAGGGCGCAUGUAUCAGUUUACACCGUGGUUUGGUGGUAGAAUAUGGUCAUAUGGUCGUCAGAUGGUGUGGAGUUGUGUGAGCAGUGUUAUGAACAGGCACGAAUAACUUUUUCCCUCUCGCACCAGCGUUGGCGCUUGUGGCGUCCUCUGUUGUCGCAAACUAAAAUUGCGUAGCAGGUCGCGCGCGCGGCGGCCGCACGUUACGCUGCGAGCGCCUACGCGAAGCCCAGCGGAGACCGACGCCGCGGACUCUCCCUCUUCCGGUUAGGCCUACACGCCUUUCCCCAUUGCGAAAGCGUCGUCCGUGUAUGGCCGUGGGAUCAGCGUCGGCGGCCAGCAGCAGCAGCAGCCUGGAAAACCAGUGAAGCGUCGGAUGCGGCGGCCCGUCCGGCGGCCGGAGCAGUGCGUGUAGUGUGGCAGUGUGUGGCAGUGCGAGCCAUCGUCGCUAGUGGGGCCGCAGCGUGCGCGAUGUGAGCGCGCAAAGCUGGCCAAGCCCCGGUCGCGCAGCUGGACGGACUGCCUGGUGUCCGGCCCGUGGCCGGCGCCACCGCCGCCUCCGCAGCGCUCGGUGUCGUCGCUGCUCUCGGCGGCCGGCGGCGGGAGAGGCCUCGCCGCCGCUGGCUCCUGGUACGGUUCGUUCGGCUCGCACGCCGCGCCCAUGGACCUGGGCCCGAGCCUUGCCGAGUGGACGCGCGAGCAGCCGCUCAGCAUCCUGCAGUUGGACCCGGCCGAUCGGGCCGUACUCCGCAUCGCCGACGAGCGAGACGCGAUCCAGAAGAAGACCUUCACCAAGUGGGUCAACAAGCAUCUGAUCAAGGCCAACAAGCGCGUGGAUGAUUUGUUCGUGGACCUCCAGGAUGGCCACAGUCUGCUCUCGCUGCUGGAGGUCCUCUCUGGUGAGACGCUGCCCCGCGAGAAGGGCCGCAUGCGGUUCCACAUGCUGCAGAACGUGCAGACGGCGCUCAACUUCCUUCGCUACCGCAAGGUCAAGCUGGUCAACAUCCGCGCCGAGGACAUCGUCGACGGGAACCCCAAGCUCACGCUGGGACUCAUCUGGACCAUCAUCCUGCACUUCCAGAUCUCUGACAUCACAUUCACCCAGAACAAUGAGAACCUAACUGCAAAGGAUGCUCUCCUUCGCUGGGCUCAGCGAACUACCGACCGAUAUCCAGGCGUCAAGGUGCGGGACUUCACCACCAGCUGGCGUGAUGGAUUGGCCUUCAAUGCUAUCAUUCAUCGAAAUCGACCCGACCUCGUGGACUUCCGUUCGUGCCGGACACGAACAGUCCGCGAGAACCUUGAGGUGGCCUUCUCUGUGGCUGAGCGAGAGCUCGGUGUCACGAGGCUGUUGGACCCCGAAGAUGUGGACACCCCCCAGCCCGACGAAAAGUCCCUCAUCACAUACAUCUCCUCGCUGUAUGAUGUGUUCCCUGAGCCAGCGAGCCACCACCCGUUCGCGGAAGACGAGAAGCUGCGCAAGGCAGAAGAGUACCGGGACCUCUCGAGCAACCUCCACACGUGGCUGCGCCAGAGUACGGCGUUGUUGCAGAGCCGCAGCUUCCCACCCACACUCUCCGAGGUGAAGCAGCUGCAGACGGAGAAUGUGCGCUUCCGCCAAGAGGAGGUGCCCCCACGGCUGCAGGACAAGCAGCGGCUGACCAAGCUGUGGCGUGACGAAGUGCACUCACUGGUGCGGGAGCAGCGGCUGCACGUGGAUGUCGAGCUCACACCCGACAACCUCGAGGCAUCCUGGCAGCGCAUGCUGGCUGCUCAUGCCGACCGGGAGCGGGCUCUGCGGGAUGAAGCAACGCGGCUCGAGAAGCUGCAGAGGCUUGCCGAGAAGGUCCAUCGCGAGGCCAAGAACUGCGAUGCUCGCCUGGACGAUGUGGAGCGGCGCAUAUCGGAGGAGGAGCCACGGCUUGGGCGGCUGCAUCCGGCCGACGCCAAGCGCGUCUGCGACCAGGUGGACCGUGACUUGCGCCACAUUGAGGACACCCUCAAGGCUCUAUUCCGAGAUGUGCAGCUGCUUUUUGAUGGCCGUUAUCACCGGGCUUCAGAGCUGCACAAGCUGGUCCAGAAAUUGCACCAGCGCUGGUCAGACCUCCGGCUGGCAUAUCAGCAGCGGCUGCUGGCACCGCUCUCGAGCAAGCAGUACAAGCUUGAGGAGCGAAAGGUGACCAAGCAGCGGCAGGUUAUCUCUGAAAGCCGGCUCGUGGAGACGCACGAGUACCUCAAGUUCCUGCAGAGCUGCCUCGACUGGGUGCAGGAGAAGCUGCGACAGCUCGAGACCGUUGAGUGGGGCUGUGAGGUGCCUGCUGUGCAGUCAGCCCUGGACCGGCACCAGGCCGACCACCGGCUCAUCGACCAGUUCCAGAAAAAUGUGGACAUGUGCAUCUCGAGGCAGGGACACUUCGAAGAAGGCAGUGAGGAACGUGCACAGUACCAGAAGCAGCUGGCGCAGCUGGAGCGUGACUACUCCGAGCUGCUGGUGCUGUCCAACAAGCGACUGAGCGACCUGGAUGCGCUGCUCGAGUUUGCCCAGUCAGCAGCCGCCGAGCUGCGCUGGCUACAGGAGCGGCAGCAGCCAGAGAUCAUGCGUGACUGGAGCAGCCCGACCCUGAACCUGGUCGAGCUGGAGCACCAUCAAGGGACGCUGACAGCAGAGGUUGAGGCACGCGAGUCGGCCUUCAAUGCAACGCUGGACCAGGGGUCAUCCCUCGUGCGCCAGCAGCACCCAGCAGCACGCGCCAUCGAGGCGCAGCUUAGCGCACUGCAGGCACAGUGGGCUUGGCUGCUCGAGCUGCUGCGCGCCCUCGAGGCCCACCUGCGACAUGCCGCGCACUACCACCAGUUCUUCAAGGAGGCUCGCGAGUGCGAGCAGUGGUUGCAGCGCGGAGAGGAGAGACUCAACACGACUUUCAGCCGACCCAGCUUCUCGCUGGAAGAGGGCGAGCGGCUGCUGCAGCAGAUGCAGGAGCUGCGCGAGGACUUGGCACGCUACGCGGGCAUUGUGAAUGCGUUGCUCGAGCGCUCUCGCCAGGUGCUGCCCCUCAAGCAGCGGCGUGCACCGUUGCCCCGUGCUCUGCGGGUCACUGCUGUGUGCAGCUACAGCCAGCUGAAUAUGACGGUGGCUCGUGGUGAGCAGUGCUGGCUGCAUGACAACACCCAGCGGGACCGAUGGAAGGUGGCCAAUGCCAAGGGACACGAGGGCCAAGUGCCGGGUGUCUGCUUCAUGAUCCCACCUCCCAACCAAGAGGCUGUUGAACUGGCCGAGAGCCUCAAACGCAAAUACGACCUUGUGGUGAAGCUGUGGACGAAGAAACAGCAUAAGCUGCGGCUCAACAUGAUCUUUGCCACCAUCAAGAUUGUCAAGGCCUGGGACCUCAAGACGUUCCGGGCUAUGGAGCCAAACCAACGCGAGUCGAUCAUUCGUGCACUCAACGAAGAUGCCGAGAAGCUGCUUGCUGAAGGCGACCCAACCGACCCCGACAUGCGACGUCUCCGUGAAGAAAUUCGUCUCUGCAACAAGUUGUUCGAAGAUCUCAUGGCCAAGCUCCGUGAGGAAGAAGCUGAGAAAUCACCCGAGAGCCCAAGUCGCCGCUUCGCAGACCUCUCAGCUCGGCUGGAGAAACUGCUGCAGGAGAAGGAGCGCACAUUGAACUCGCGGGUGCAGGCACACAUCCCACGAGACAUCGACAGCCUCGAUGCCCUCGUGGUGCAGCACAAGGAGUUUGAAGAAGGCCUGCAGGAUCUCGAGCCACAGGUGGCCGAGAUGCGGGUGGCUUUCAAGCAGAUGACCAAAAAGACACCGACGACCCAGGAUCGGCAUGAUGGGGUGGUGCGCCUCUGGGAUCGCAUCUGGAAUCUCUCUCACCUAUAUGUCGAGCGGCUCAAGGCUGUGGAGAUAGCUAACCACGGCCUUUCAGAGGCAACAACGUUUGUUUCGUCUGUUGAAGAACAGCUUGCCGCGCAGGGUCCAAUGCCCGAAGAGCAGAGCGCCCUGAGGCAGGUGCAUGAAGAUCUGGUAGCACUGCAGUUGGAGCUCCAGCAGCAGCAACCUCAGCUGGACCGGCUCGCUGAAGAUGUGGCCAGUGUCCGAAAGGUGACAGAACGCUCCCGCCCCAGUGCCUAUUCACAUCCAGAUGUCCGUAAACUGGAGGAUGACCUGCGCAAAGUUGUGCGCCGUUGGGACAAUGCAGCCAACCAGCUGGCCGAACGGCUGCGCAGCUGUGAGGCAGCCUCGGAGCUGCUGCGUGCUUACCGGAACAAAAUGGACGAAGAGAGGAACUGGGCAAGCCAGGCGACAGUGCGGGUGAAUGCGGUGAAGACGGCUCGCCCCUCCGUGGAUCGGCAGCAGGCUCUGGACCUGUACACUGAGGUCAGUGGCAGGCGGCCGCGCAUUGAGGAGGUGAACGUGCUGGGAGGAAGGUUCACCCGUGAGGCCCAGAUCUAUGGCCUGCGGCUGCAGCGCUUUUCCGAGGGCCUCGAGCAAGACCACCCGAGCCUGGAUGGCAGCCUUGCCGCAAAAAGGCGCCGGAUGGAGACGGCGCCUGACGGGAGCGGUGGAGUGGCAGCCGAAGUGAAUGAGCUCAAUGCUCGCUAUCUUUCCCUGGCUGAGGACCUGGCAAAAGCACUUGACCAGCAGUGCACUGCCGUGCUGACAGAGACUAGUGCAAUCAAGACGCUGACGAAGACGAGGGAGUUCAAGACUUUCACUGAGACCAGUGCUCCCAGGACAUUCACUGAGACUGGUGCACCCCGGACACCACAUGCUGAGGAAGCAGCAGCCGAUCAAGUGGCUUUACCAGAUAUUGUCCGAAGUGGUGCCUUGAGGACAGAUCGCUGGGUGUUUGUGGACAUUGCCACAGGACGAGAGUACAGUUUGGAUGAAGCUUUUGCCAAAGGGCUUCUCGAUUCAAGGCUCAAGGCAGCUCUCCUGGAACCCUGUGGCAUCAGAGAUGCCUCGGGGACUGAGCUGAGUUUGCGUGCUGCCAUCGAUAAAAGGUUGUAUGACCCCAAACGGGCCACUCUUCUGAGCCCCAAAAGUGGCCGACCAGUCACUGUCGAGGAAGCCAUUCAGCUCGGCAUCAUAAAGCGCGAGAAAGUGGUGUACUUGCUUAGGCUUCGUUUGGUCAGGGUAACUGAGCUGUCACUAGCCGAGGCGCACGACAGGGGCUUGGUGAAUCUUGUGACUGGCUUCAUCAACGAUCCCAAUACUGGAAUACCGGUAUCACUUGACGAGGCGUUUGCUAAGGGUUGGUUGGUACGAGAACGAGUUGAGGAUAGUGAGGGCAUGACUUUGUCACACGCUUUAGACACUGGGCUGGUGGAUGAUACCACUGGGAAGCUGAGAGACCAGCAUUCUGGAGACUGGUACACACUGCGAGAGGCACUUGCCCAGGGCCUUCUGUCUGCAGACACUGCAGAAGUUGUGGACACACGUGAGGGUGCCUUGGUGACGCUGCCUCGAGCCCUUCAUGAUGGACUGUUGUCGGAUACAGGUCGAUAUGUAAACGCUGCCACACAAAAGCAGUACACACUGGCUGAGGCACGAAAGCUACAGCUGCUGACCCCUCCUUUGACUCUCAAGGAUGCCCAUGACCGCAGUCUGUUAGAUGAGGAUGGCCAGGUGAAAAAUCCCUGGACAGGCACCUGGAUGACUCUUCUCGAAGCCAUUGCUAUUGGUCUGCUGGACCCGUAUGUCAAGUGCAUUGUGCACCCCAGAACUCAGGAGGCACUGUCACUUUCUGAAGCCCUCGCACAGGGAGUCAUCACGCCAGAUGGCAAGUUUGUCAAUCUGGUGACACGUGAAGUGCUUACUCUCAGCCAGGCAGUGCGCCUUGGCCUUGUUACAUCGGUUUGUCAAAAAACAAUAUUCAAUGUCUCAGCCUUCCAGGACCCCAUAUCAGGUGAGAGUCUCAGUUUCAAUGACGCUGUAGCACAAGGCCUUUUGAAUCCCAAAACUGGUGUUCUCACAUGGAAGGAUACAGGGCGAAAAAUUCCUUUUGAAAAGCUGGUUGAAGAGCAGGUUAUGCAGCCACAAAUUUUUGAAAUGUUCCGCAGGAGAAUUGGCUUGAAGGAUGACAGUGGGCAAGAGCUGACGCUCUCAGAUGCCGUGUUUAAGGGUCUGAUUGACCCAAACACUGGCCAGAUACGAGACAGAAAAACAAAGCUUCCCAUCCCCUUGAAGGAGGCACUUGCAAAGGGUGUAAUCACUCCUGAGGGAGCAGCACUCCUGCGCGGCCUGCUGAGAAUCACAGUAAGCACUGCCACUGUGACCAAGACUAUCACUCGCUAUGUUACUGUUUCAUCACAUGGCUCUCAGGAUGCACCGCUGACUGCAGAGGAUCAAACACUGCAGGAAGCUGUGCAAAGUGGCCUGCUCAGUCCUGAGACGGAGUGGCCUGCAGACUUAGGUGACCUCGCCAAGCGAACGCCUAUAACCCCAGAGCCCGUUCGUAGAACUGAGGCCCACCUGAUGUAUGAUGACACACAAGACGUGGCUGGGGAAAGAACUGUGUUGCAUAGCAGCAGAAGGGUUAUUGACACACAUUUGCUCACAAUAGGACAACACGGCGACGUUGCAGAUCAGGUCGAUCAGCUAAUAAAAGAUGUCCCACAGGAGCACAUUGUGACAGAUGCUGGCUUACCCGGAAGGAAGACCCAAGGCUCGCCGUCUAGAGAGGCUGCUGAUGCCAAGGAUUUCUCCAGGCCACAAAAGGAACGCAAAGUUCCUAUUACUCAUGCACCAUCCCUGACUGCCGAUGAGGAAGAGAGCGUACACACUGUUACUUACCACGUAACAUCCAGACAUGAAUUUUUUGAGAAGUCUCAGGUUGUUCAUGACAUGCACCACGCAGACACACUGAAAGAAAAGUCAGACGAAGACACAAGAGAUGUUUUUGGCCAUGACACAGUUCGAUCUAGGAGCCCAGACAAGGACAGGCCUGACAAGAAAAGUGAGGAGGCAAAGGACAGGGUACCCACAAGCACAGUCGGCAAGCAGCCUAGCGACACAUCCCCUCCUAUAAGAAAAAUGAGCCCAACGAAAACUCCUGCCAAGGGCAAAGAACAACCCACUGCUGACCAUAAACAGUCUGCGCAGAUGAAGAGGCCUGCAAAGCCUGAAGCUGCUGCAGGCAAACCAGUCUCGAGAACCUUGCAUGACAAACACGAUGUUUCAGAGCACAAGAGUGUUGAAGACGUAAGAGUCUCAGUGACCCAAACGUCCACAAAGACUGUUGACAUUUCCCACCACGAGAAACUUUUUCCAACUAAGGAAUCGGAGCAGGCUCAAAGCACACAAUCCUCACCAACUGUUCCAGCUAAAGGCAGAAAAGGCCUGCCUUUGGGUCAGAAACCAUCAGAAGGCAGUCCUGUGAAAACAAGAGAGCCGUUUACUGAACAUGUGCUGUCAGAGGACGUUACAGAAAGUAAGGAGUCUGUGCUUAUUGAGGAAAUGCUAGAGCAAACCCUUGAAGAAUCCCGAAUGCAUGAUGGCCAUGAGGACCGGCCAGGGGUGCAUCUGAAUGGUGGCACAGAAGUAAAAAAAUCUGGAGCUUUAGAACCAUCCCCACCAAGACAAAAGUGCCCUGCAGUACCGAAAAGCAAGGUGUCGCCAUCAAAAAGCAAACCAGAAAUUAAGGAUCUCUCACCAAAAGAGAGUAUGCCUGAAACAGUGGAAAGCAGAGAUAUAUCUCCAUUGAAACAGAAGGAGCCGACAAUGCAAGACAGCAAAGGUAAAAAGCCCUCGAAAGAAAAGUCUCCUUUUAGUGGCACAGUGCCAGGAAGAGAUGCAUCUCCUACAAAAAAGGCUCCAGCAUCACCUGAAAGGAGAGAUCGAUCACCAGCUAAAAAAACUAUUUGUGUUCAUGAUAUCAAAGACGAGGCCCCUAGAGAAGCUGUGUUCACAGUGGAAGACAGAAGCAUUUCUACAUUCAGACAAACAGGACCAGUGUCACCAUUGAGGAAGUGGGCAGAAACAUCUGAUGAUAAAGACAUCCUUCCUUCGAAAAUUAAGCCUGAGACACCCAACAGGGAAGAUGUGUCACCAGCAAAAGGGAUGUCUGAAUCACCAAGACGCAGAGGUAAGCUUUCACUAGAACAGGAGCUUUCUGAGACACCUAAAAUCGAAGAAACAUCAUCUAAACAGAAGGUGCCUUCAGCUCUGGCAAGGAGAGAUUUUUCACCGGCAAGAAAGAUUCCUGUAUCACAAGGUGAAAAUGAGGUGCCGUCAUUGAAAAUGGCUGCUAGAACACCAGCAGACAAUGGCACUACACCAGAAAAGCUGACGCAAGAAACAGACCAAAGAGGCGGGUUUCCAAAAAAAGACAUACCUGGAGCUCCCGAUGAAAGAGACACAUCUUAUAAAAAGGUGCCUAUAGCACCAGAUGACAGUGCAAUGCCACAGAAGUUGUUGCCUGGAACGCAAGAGGAAGGAGAUCUAAUGCCACUCAAAAACGUGCCUGGAACACCUGGAGGUGUAGAUGUGUCUCAUGUGAAAAAAGUGCCUGUGAGAACAGAUGAAAAGGAUGUGUCCUUACUGCAAAAGGUGACCACUACACUGGAGGUCAGAGACAUAUCACCACCUGAAAGGAUGCCUGGAACAUCGGAGGAAAGGGAUGCAUCCCCAUCGAAGAAGGUACCUGAAACACCAGUGGGCAGGGAUGUGUCACCACGUAGAAAGGCACCUGCACCACCAGGUAAAAGAGAUGUUUCCCAACCAGAAAUAUCUCGAAUACCAGAGGAAAAGGAUGUGUCACCAUCUAAAAAAGUUUCAGAGUCGCUAGAGAAGGAUGAGGUGUCACUACCUAAAGAGGCACCUCUGUCUCCUAGGAAAAGAGAAGUGUCCCCUUCCAAAAGGAUGCCAGGAUCUCCAGAGGGGAAAGAGGUAUUCCCAUUGAGGCAAGUUUCAGGAACACCAGAGAGCAGAGAGGUGUCACCAACAAAAGAAAUAUUUAAUAUGCCAGUAAAAGGAGUGUCCCCACUAAAGAAUGUGCCUGAAACACAAGUAGGAAGAGAUGUGUCCCCACCAAAAAUGGUGCCAGGAAUGCCAGAGGCAGGAGAAGUGUCAGCCUGGAGAGAGGCACCUGGUGGCCCAGAAGGAAAAGUGUCACCUUCGAAACCUGUGCCUGGAUUGCCAGAAAAAAGCAGUGGCUCUUCAGCAAUAAGGAUCCCUCCAACGUCAGCAGGAAGGGGUAUGUCCCCACUUCAAAAGGCACCUGGAACACAACAAACCAAGGAUACAUUGCCAUCUAAACUUGUGCCUGGAUUGCCAGAGAAGAUGGAUGUGUUGCCAUCGAAAAGGACACCUGGAACGGCAGAGGACAGAGGGGUGUCCCCACAAGGAAAUGCACCAGGAACAUCAGAGGAAAGAGCAAGUUUACCAGGACGAGAGGCGGCUGGACCAGCCGAAACAAGGGAUAUGUUGCCAUCUAAACAGGUGUCUGGAUCGCCAGAGAUGAGGGAUAUGUCACCACCAAGAAGGACACCUGAAGUAACAGAGGAUAAGGCAGUUUCCCCAUCAAAAAAGCCACCGAGAACACUAGAAGAAAGAGAAUUGUCCCCAGUGCGAAAGGAACUUGAAAUGCUAGAAGGAGGAGAUGUGCCAUUACCUAAACACAUGCCUUUGUCACCUGAGAGGCGGGAUGUGUCGCCACUCAAGAAGACGCCUGGCACACUGGAUGACAAGGACAAAGAGGUGUCCCCCUUAAGAAGUGCACCUAAAAUGCCAGAAGGCAGAGAUAUGUCACCCUCUAAAAAGGAGCCUGGAAAGCUUGAAGAAAAAGGUCCUUCCUCACUGCAAAAGGUGCCUAGCAGACGUGAAGGCAGAGAUGCUUCACCACCUAAGGCCUCUGGAACACAUGAGGCAAGAGAUGUAUCCCCACUGAAAAAGGUGCCUGGAACACCAGAGGGCAAAUUACCAUCUAAAAAGGCUCCUGGUUUACCAGAGAAAAAGGAGGUAUCCCCAUCGAGGAAAAAGAUCCCAGGAACCACUGAGACCAGAAUUGUAUGUCCUCUAGAUACAUUGCUAGGCAAAGAGGAAAACAAAAGUGGGAUUUCACCAGAGCACAGGGAGACUGAACAGUUGAAAAGCUUUGAUGGGUCCCUCACUUCGCAGAUUUCGGAAACACUCGAAGCCAGAGUUCUGUUUGCAGGAAGGCAAAUGACACCCGAGACGAAAGUCAGAGAUGUUUCGCCAUCAAGAAAGGCACCUGGGGGGAGAGAUCUGUCUCCAUCUAAAGAGUUAGCUGGGGUGCCGAAGAACAGAGAUAUACCUCCACUGGAGAAAACCCCUGAGAAGACUGAAAGCAGAGAUUUUGUACCAGAACAGAAAAGCCCUGUGAUAUCAAAAAGCAGGGAUAAGUCCCCACCAAAAAAACCUUCUGGGGCCCCUGGAAGCAGAGACACAUCUCCAUCAAAGCAGAAGGCGCCUGAUACACGAGAACACAAAGAUGUAUCCCCAGUGAGACGAACACAUGAAACACCAGAGACAAGAGGGGCAUCUCCAGCUAAAAAGCUACCUGAAAUGCUAGAGCAGCGAGAUGUUUCCCCGACAAAAAAGGCACCUGGAAGACCAGAAAGCAAAGAUGUAUGGCUGCCUACACAAAAUAUGCCUGAAACACCUGACAAUGCAGAAAAGUCUCCCUCUAUGCAAGAAGUGCUUGUAGAACCAGGACAGAUAGAUGCAUCCCUACCAAGAAAUGUGCCUGAGAUGCUGCAGAGAAAAGAUGGACUCCCAUUGGAGGUAGUGCCCAAAAAACUGGAAACCAGGGAUGUGUCCCCACCAAAACAGAAGCUGCCUGAAGUACCAGAAGGCAGAGAUGUUUCACCAUCAAGAAAAAUGCUAUCCAAACCAAAGCGUCGCGAAGCUUCCCCAUCAAAACAGAGGGUGCCAGAAACAGUGAAAACUGCAGAAGCAUUCCCGCCAAAUGAACAGGCACCUGAAGCCAUUGACAGCAGACAGCAUAAAUUUGAAGUAGAAGUCCUCGACAUUCCUUCUGGUGGGUGGUAUCUGAAGGAUGCAAUUGAACAGAGGUUGUUUGAUGCCAAGGAAGGACUGUUCCUUAUACCAGGCACUGACAGGCUAGUGUCCUUAGAAGAGACACUGAAAAUGCAGAUCGUAAAUUCUGAUUCAGCAACUGUACUUGAGCCUGGUUCGAGGAGAACCCUUACACUGACGAGAGCACUGGAAAAGAAUCUGCUUAGUGCAACUGGACAUUAUCGUGAUGCAAAGACAAAACAAACAUGGACCAUGGAAGAGGCAAUCAAGCAUAAAGUUGUGAUUCUGUUACAACGUCCAGAUAGUGCAGCCCCUGGGCAUGGGCCAACGAGGUCUAUCCAUGUGACAAGGGUUGCUGGCCAACCAGACAUAGUAGAGGUGAAAGCAAGAGAGCUGGAGGCACCUAAGCAAGACUUCCCAAAGUUUUCUGACCUUGAAACAGAGGAACUUUCAGGCAACGGCUUCAGGAGACCUGCAGAAAGGGCACCUGGCACAGCAUCGGGAGUUGCAAGCAUAUUGAAAGGCAGCCCAGAAAAUGAAGUAAUUAUUCGAGAAGCAGGCGGGCAAAACGAAAUCAAGUUAAAAGAUGCUGUUGGGAAAGGUAUUAUAGAUUUAGAUGCUGACACUUACACUGACAAAAAUACUGGCCACAGGUGGAAAAUUGAAGAAGCUGUCAAAGCAGGCAUGCUUGCCAUUGUCGGCGCACCACUUCUUUUGGGAGCGAAGGCAAUUGAAGCCCUUCGAGAAUCGGCCACUGAUGAAAUGAUUCAUGCAACGGCUACAUGCACAGAGCCGAUUCGUACUACCCGCGAAAUCACCAAAGUGGUUCGUCACACAAGUUUGCACAUCAGGGAUACUGCUACUGGCCGAGAGGUACCCUUGGAAGAAGCACUGGCCUUGGGACUUAUCGACAAAGAAGCUGCCAGAGAACUAGAGGAUAGUGCAAAGACCACCACCGAGCAGAGUGUGCACACCACAACCACAGUGCUUGUCACGGACCCUGUGACUGGGGAGACCACAACGCUCGCUGAGGCCCUUGAGGAGGGCCGCCUUGAGCCAGAAACAGCAGCCAAGCUCCAGCGGGGCAAUGUGACUGGCAUUGUGACUAGUGUACAGACCUGUCUUGAGGGUUCAGGCAAGGGCAGCACAGUGGCAUACCAAGAAUUGCUCAGUGCUCCCAGAGAAGUUGCCGGCAAACAUGUAGAAGAAGUGAGGUAUGCUGUGCCGCGCUUUGAGGUUACGCUGGGCAGGGCAACAACAUCCCAGCAACCUACCUUGCAGAAAGUGCGCAGACUGGUACUCAGCCCUACAGAAGCCCGGAACAGGGGAAUUGCAGACAAAGGCUUAGUGCUAGAACCUCAGCAAGGGCACUGGUUGCCUCAAAGUGAAGCAGAAGCUGCAGGUCUUGUAGAUGUUACCACAGGGGACGUGCUCAUGCCUGUGGGUCGGCCACUGUCGCUGCCUGAGCUUGUGGAACAAGGGCUUGUGGAGCCAGGAACCCAGCGGAUUGUGCAUCCAGAGACUGGUACUCUCUUAACACUGGAAGAGGCAGUCCUCUGCGACAUUGCUAACCCGAUGUCUACUGUACCAGGGCCAGAGUCUCCAAUAACUCUAGAGGAGGCACUUGUCUCUCAGGUUGUUGACAAGGAGUCUGGUUCUCUUGCAGUGGCACCAGGCACUUUAGUGACCCUUGUUGAUGCUGUAUGGAAGCUGAAAGUAUUUGACAAGCUCGACACGCCCAAGUCCGUGGUUCCCAUACCAAAGCUUGCCUUAACUUUUCCUGUUGCAUUGCGUCGGGGUGUCGUUAAUGUGACUGAGCACACGUACACUCACCCAGUCUCGAAAGAAAUAAUGACUCUGGAGGAGGCCAUUAAAAAUGGCUUGCUUUUGCCGACUCCCUCAAUCCCCACACAGGAUAGCCUGCAUGUAUGUGAAGCAAUUGACCAGGGUUUGAUUGACCAAACUACCUUCAACAUGAGGAACCCUCUUACUGGGCAAGAUGUGUCAGUAGAGGAUGCAAUGGACUCUGGUCUUUUGCAGCUUGUGCCAUUUGACAAGUCAAAAUUCAGGUCUUAUGGUAAUGUGGAGCACAGCAUCAGAUACAUUGCUCCUGUGCUUCACCAUACUACAGUAAUUAGAGGCACUACCAUCAUCAUCAGGCCUGGUUACACUAUGCCACAACCAGGUCAGGUGAAAAAUGUGGACACUGGUGAGGUUUUCUCUUUAGAUGAGGCUAAAGAACUUGGUAUUGUUCAGGUAGAGGAAUCUAUAGAAAAGCCCACUUUAUUGGAAGCUGUGCAGCAAGGUUUGGUUGAUUUAGAGCGAGGUCUGUACAUUGCAGAUGGUGUCACUAUUCCAAUUGCUGAGGCAUUUUCCACACACCUCUUAGCUCGUGACAGCACAGGCUCAUUACAGCCUGGCAAGUACACCCUCAUUCAACUGUUUGAACUUCACUAUGAUGAUGAUAUGCAUUUGUUUUGGGUCCCAGGCAGCAGCCAGCCUUUGAGCCUUGAUGAAGUGACAAAAGCCGGAUAUCUAGAUCUAAGCACAGUGCUGCUCGACAUUGAUGAAGGUCGUGUUUUCACUGUUCAAGAUGGUAUCAGCUCAGGCUACAUUGACACUGAAACUGAAAAACUUGCAAGGCAUGGCCGUGAACCCUUAUUCAUAUGGGAGGCCAUCAGAUCUGGAAUUUUGGUGGCCAUUGAUGCGCCCUUGCUUCCAAUGUUGCCAAGGAGAUUUGGGACAGUGACUGAUUAUGGACCUGAAGAGGUUAAGGGCCGUCUGGCUCCUUCAAAGCAACAUUCACCUGGCCGUGCUACUGAAGCUGGAGGUGUAAUUUCUGCUGAAGAAUCUGCAGUGCCAAAGAGGCCAGCCAGGAAAGUGCGACCUGAGUCACCAGGCAGCAAGUGGACUGCAGCUAGUCCGCUGUCGCCUAGCAAGGAAGUUGCACCCAAGUCUCCAACAAAAGAAGUUGCACCCAAGUCUCCAACAAAAGAAGUUGCACCCGAGUCUCCAACAAAAGAAGUUGCACCCAGGUCUCCAACAAAAGAAGUUGCACCCAAGUCUCCAACAAAAGAAGUUGCACCCAAGUCUCCAACGAAAGAAGUUGCACCCAAGUCUCCAACGAAAGAAGUUGCACCCAAGUCUCCUACGAAAGAAGUUGCACCCAAGUCUCCUACGAAAGAAGUUGCGCCCAAGUCACCAAUGAGAGAAGUUGCGCCCAAGUCUCCAAUGAGAGAAGUUGCACCCAAGUCUCCAACGAGAGAAGUUGCACCCAAGUCUCCUACGAAGGAAGUUGCACCCAAGUCUCCAACGAGAGAAGUUGCGCCCAAGUCCCCAAUGAGAGAAGUUGCGCCCAAGUUACCUGCGAAAGAAGUUGCAGCCAAGUCUCCAACGAGAGAAGUUGCAGCCAAGUCUCCAACGAGAGAAGUUGCACCCAAGUCUCCUGCGAAAGAAGCUGCAGCCAAGUCUCCAACGAAAGAAGUUACACCGAAGUCUCCACAAAAGGAAGUUACCUCAAUAUCUCCACUCAGGGAAGAAAUUUCUCCGAGAUCCCCACCCAAGGAAAUUCCUUCAAAGUCUCCGUUUAAAGAAGUACUUUCAAGGCCUGCUUCUAAGGUUGUUGCAUCAAAGUCUCCAACCAGAGAAGUGGCUCCCAAGUCUCCAACCAAGGAGGCUUUCCCGAUAUCUCCAGAUAAGGAGGCAUUUUCUAAAUCUCCUGACAGAGAAGUCCUAAAGUCUCCUUUAAAGGAAGUGGCUCUAAAAUCUCCAGAGAAGGAACCAUUUGCAAGAUUUCCAGACAGGGAGGUUUCAAAGUCUCCAACUAAGGAUAUUUCCCCAUCUCCAACUAAGUCCACUCCUAAGUCUCCAACAAAGGAAGCUGUUCCAAGAUCCCCAGAUAGAGAAGUGAAGCUGAAGUCUCCAACCAAGGAAGUUGUUUCAAAGUCUCCAACUAGAGACCUUGCUUCAAGACCUCCUCCAAGCGAAGCUUCUUCAAUUAAAGAAGUUGCACAAAAGUUGCCAACAAAGGAAGUUUCGCUGAAGUCUCCAACCAAGGAGGUAGUUACAAAAUUUCCAACCAAGCAGACGUCUCCAAAGUCUCCACCCAAGGAAGUUGCUUCUAGACCGCCAAUGAAAGAAACUUCCCCGAAAUCUCCACCAAGGGAAGAUUCUUCAAAAUUGCCCACCAGGCCUGCAGAUCGGAAAGAACCGGCUAAGAUGCCACCAGGUCACCUAGCUAGAACUGAGGAAGAAGUUUUGCCAACUACUGAAGUGUCAACUUUCAGUAGCACUGAAGUGGUUGUGAAACAGACAUUCACAGAGUACCGGAAGGACUACGAAGCAGAGCUGGUGGUAGGGCAGAAACUGCCCCUGCGUACACUUGUGCAGCGAGAUGCAAUGGCACCUAGGAACUUUUUGGUGUUUAUUCCAAGCUCGGGACGAACAAUGCGCUUGGAGGAUGCGCUGGCCACAGGGCAGGUCACUGAAGACAACAUAGUGAUGGUGCGUAGCAUGAACGAGCUAGUGGUCAUGGAUCUGGUGGCUCCUGAGUUUACGCUGGACUCUGCCACUUCUGAGGGGAUGUACAACACAAAGCUCAAGACUUUCACCAACCCCAAGACAAAGAAGCCAAUCUCCUUUGCUGAAUUUGUGGCCAGAAAAUUUGUUGACUUUUCCAAUGUCGCUGUUCAAGACUUUAAGGCUAAAAAGAUGAUUACACUGGAGGAAGCUCUGGAGCGAAACAUUGUGGACAGAGAGACAGGGCAAAUGGUGCACCCAGAAACAAGGAAGCCCGUCUCCUUCUUUGAAGCAAGUGUCUUGGGCUGGAUUGUCUGGGAGACCGUGGUUGUCACCCAGACAGGGCGGCUGACCCUAGCUCAGGCUAUUCGCGGGCUCAGCUUUGACCAAGAAAAGGCGGCAGCGCAGGAGCGAUGCAAGACCUGUGACGAAGAGAUUGCCCAGCUGUCCCAGUGGAUCGAAGACAUUGAGCUGCGACUUGCCAACCUUGGUGCUGUCUCGGAGAACUUGGAGAGCUUGCGACAGCAGCUGGCAAUUGCCAAGUCCCUGCGUGAGGAGCUGGAGUUGAAGCAGCCGCGAGUGCUGUCGUUGUUCGACGAGGUCCGGCAACUGUCCUCCAACGAGCUGCUUUCGCGUGAUGAAACUGAUGCCCUGCAGCGGCCCCUGGCCCAAUGUCGUGGACGCCUCGAGCUCUGCCAGGAGCGCAGUGAGCGCCUUGCACGACGCCUGACUGCCGCUCUCGAGGAGCUGCUCAAGUACACAGGGGAGAUGCAAGUCUUCAGGACAUGGCUUGACAAUGCCCGCAAGGUCUUGGCCAGGCAUGAGGAACUGUUGGACGACAUCCGGAAUGUGGCUGACAAUGCUGAUCACUACAGAGCAUUUUCUAGUGAUGUGAUUGCCCACCAAGCAGACCUUCGUUUCAUCACCAUGGCUGCCCAGCGGUUUGUGGAUGAGUCUAAGGAAUAUCUCCGCAUGCUGAAUGACCACCGCACAAGCCUGCCACAAAGGCUGAGCCAUUUGGAGCCCUCAGAGAGUGAGGUUCGCACUGAGGUGUCUCACGUGAGCACCGAAUACCAGAACCUACUGAGCCGUGUAAACAAGCUCGGGGACCAGUUUUCGGGCCUGACAGAACGCAAGCGUGCCUACCAUGAGGCCAUGGAGAGGGCCACAGCUUGGCUAAAUGAAGCACAGCGCAGUGCCAAGCGGCUGCUUGAGGAGCCGACGGCAGCUGAGCCACCCGCAAUCCAGGAGCAACUGGAACGUGUGCGGGCCUUCCACCUUGAGGCAGUCGGCCAGGGGCGGCUGAUCGAGACGGCGAAGCAGGCAGCGCAGGCGCUGCCACCGUCUGGUGGACCUGCUGUCGAGGAGGCUGUGCGCAACCUGGAGGAGGUGUACCAGCAGAUGCUGUCGCUUGUGGGCGAGCGCAGCAAACAGCUGCAGACUGCACUUGUGCAGUCGCAGGACAUUGCAGAUGGCCUGGACCGAGUGCUGCGACUGCUUGAUGAGCUCGAGGCCACCCAGCGGGGCCAGAGCGCCAAGCUUGCCAGCUUGAUGAGGGAUCGUCUUGAUGAGCAGAUUCAUGAACACCGUGUGCUGCGGUCAGAAAUCGAUGGUCAGCGUCCAUUUAUAGAUGCUCUCAAUGCUUCAGCACGGGAGCUGCCUGGCAAUGCUCGCUUGGCCAAGAAAGUGGAGGCCAAGCUCAAAGACAUCAAUAGCCGCUACGAGAAAGUACUUGACAAGUCGUCAAGGAGGGGUGAAUUACUUGACGAGGUGUCAAGCUGCUUGGACCAAUUCACUGGCAUGGCGAACCGCUUUGAAGAGUGGCUUGCCAGUGUGCUGCAAGCCGUGGAGGGCGAAGAGCAGCCACGCCUUGAGCACGCCAUGAAUCAGCGUAACCUGCGCAAGGACGAGUUCGAGGACUUGCUGCGUGCAGGACGUGCCUUGUGUGCCAAACGCGAUGUUACCGAUACUGGGCCUGUGCGUGACAAGGUGAAACAGCUGGAGCAACAAUGGAAAGAACUUGGUGAAGUGCUGUCUGAGCGGGAGAGGCAGGGACGGCAACGUGCUGAGCAAGGGGCAGCAUACGAGACACUGCGACAGCAAGUGUUGACGUGGCUGCAGACAACUGAGGGACGCCUCGACACCCUUGGUUCUCUGGCCCUGGACCGAGACAUCUUACGCCGACAGGCUGCUGAGAUCAAGCCUCUGGUGAAGGAGCAUGCUGAGUACGCUUCCACCAUGGACCGUGUCAACGAGUUGGGUCGCAGCUAUGACGCGCUGCGGGUGGACAGCCGCUCACGCCCGCCUGCCCGUAAGGGAGGUAGCCCCCACAAGGAACCCUAUGCCAAUGGCAGCAGCACUCACGAGUCAUCACCCGAAGGAAGGGCACUGCAGAGUCCACAGUCCAGUGCCUCCAGUGGUUUUAGCAGUAGGCACAGCUCGAUCGACCAGUUUGGGCCCCUCGAGGACCUGAGCCCCGUGCAGCAGCAACUUUCCGAGAUGAACCACCGUUACCACCUGCUCGGUGUGCGCCUCUCAGACCGGCAGCAGGAGGCGGACUCGCUAUCCGAGGAGCUGCGGACAUGCACUGAGGCCAUUCGCACGCUGGUAACCUUUGUCAAGAGCCGUAGCGUGCCCCGUGACUUGCCGACAAGCCAGGAGCUGGCACACCAGCAGCUGUCGCAGCUGCGCGAGCUGCAGACAGAGCUUCAGGAGAAGCAACUUGAGGUGGACCGGGCACGCCUUCAGGCCCAGGAACUGCUGCGGCGCCGACCACAGGCACCCGGAGCCGACGCCCUUCAGGCACAGCUGGACGAGCUGCUCAGCCGGUGGCAAGGGCUGCAGGGGGCACUGCGCUCGCGCCUCCUCCUGAUACAGUUGCUGAAGGAGUUCCAGGAUACCCACGAUCUUCUGCACAACUGGCUCAUCCAGAAGGACAAGAUGUUCCAGGUGUUGGGUCCAAUUGCAACUGAGCCACGCCUGGUGGCUGCCCAGACACAGCAGGUGUUGUGUAUGCGCGACGAGCUUACGUCACAGGAGCCCCUGCUUCGCCGCUUCACAACCUGCGCACACGAACUGCUGGACCAGCUGGACGACAAGGAUGGUCCAACUGAACGCCGCCUUCGUGAACAGCUGGAUGGCAUAAAACGCCACUGGGCUGAGAUAGUGUCAAGGCUGGAGGAGCGGGAGCGUGCACUGGGGGCAGCCACUGGAGCUUCGUCUGAGUUCCAAGCAGCUCUGGCCCGGCUCUUGGACAGUUUGCAGGGUGUUGGUGACGACUUCGAACGCCUCUCUGAGGCUGGAGAUUGCGAAGCCCAACUUCAUCGCUUGGCAACCCUGGAGGAACGCCUCGAUGCCCAGCGACCACCGCUGGCUGAAGCCGAAGCCCGAGCUGAGAACCUCUGUGAGCUGCUGUCAGAUGCAGCCUCACGCUCUGAGGUCAGGGCCCGCUUGGGAAGUGCCCAGAAGCUCUACAAUGGCCUCAGUCGCAAGAUCAACAACCGCAAGGCUGAAUUGGAGUCGUCCUUGAAGGAGGACCGAGGCUUCUUCUCGAACUGUGAUAGCAUUCAGGAGUGGCUUCGUGGCAUCCAGCUCAGCCUUGCUCCCGACCUGAAGAUCUCGGCCGACACUGACAUUCUGCACCAGCAAGUCACCGAGUUUGAGCCAGCGUACAAGAGCCUGCUAGACAAGGAGCACGAGGUGCACCUGGUGCUGAGCAAGGGGGCCGACAUGGUCACCCGCAUGAGCCGCAAGCAGGAGGCCCAACAGCUACGCACACGCCUCGACGGCCUGCGCCGCGGAUGGGACCAGCUCCGCAAGGAGGCCACCGACAGGCAUACACGACUGCAACGGGCAUUCGAGAACUGCAAAAAGUUCAACGCUGCCUUCAACAAGUUCGGACCCUGGCUGCAGUCAGCUGAAGGCCGCUUGUCUACUCUGACCCUGGCCAACUACCAGCGUGCUGAGGUGGAGAGGCAGGCCAAGGAACUGCAGACCUUCAAAAAUGAUUUGUCGAGGCACAGCCAGGAGUAUGACAGUGUGCGCAACCUGGGUGAAACAUUCCUUGCGGGCUGCGACGUGGACAAGGACGGCGUCAAGAAGGACUUGGACACGCUCCGCACACGGUGGGAGAAACUGAACCACGGUGUGUCGGAGAGGAGCCGUCAGCUGGAUGAGGUUUCAAGCAAGCUGUGCGAGUUCCAGGAGAAGGCUGGCGAAUUGGGCCAUGGCCUGCAGCGACUUGAGGACAAGCUUGCGUCCCACGACGCUCUGGGUGAGGCAGCACGCAACCCGCGCCUUCUUGACCGGCUGCAGGGCAUGGCGCGCGAGACCGACGAGAUGCGCCGUGGCCUCGACCGACUGCGUGCAUUCACUGACACUUGGCUGGCCUCGGCCUCACCAGAGUGCGACACCUCACACGUGCGUGGCCAGCUCGAUGCUCUGGUACGUCGCCAUCAGCAGCUGGCACAUGACCUGCAGGACCGCUGUGGACAGCUCGAAGCAGCAGGAACGGUGGUGGCCCAGUAUCACGCAAAGGUAAAGACAGCCCAGCAAGACUUGAGUAACCUGGAAGAAGAGUUGGAAAGCAUGGGCCCCAUUGGGCGGGACAUCAAGACAGUACGAAGCCAGAUCGAUCAAGUGAAGAGCUUCCAAGGGCGCCUCUCAUCUGCUGCCCACGAGGUUGACAGGGCGGAGCAGGAGUGCCAGGAGCUGAUUUCUCAGGGAUACACUCAGGACGCCAAGGGCGCCCGUGCUCAGGUGGAGGCAUUGCGCAGGCAGCUCAACAGGCUGGAAGAGCGGGCACGUGGCCGUCACAGCUCACUGGAGGCCAUGUUGGCCAAACUGGAGAAGUUCUAUGAGGACCUGCACACGACCCAGAGGCGUGUUGGGGGUGCUUUGGGUGAGGAGCACACGUUCCGGCCUGUGGCAGCUGAUGUAGAGAGCUUGCGCAGUCAGCAGGAGCAGUUCAAGCAAUUCCGCAAAUCUCAUGUGGAGCCACUGGGUCGUGAAGUUGACACUGUGAAUCGGGCUGGCAACGCGCUGAUCCAGUCUGCAUCACCAGGUGUUAACACAACUCUUCUGGAACGAGACAUUGACAAACUCAAUGACGAAUGGAACCAGUUGAAGGAGAAGGUUGGAGAGCGUGAGCGUCUGCUUGAGGCGGCGUUGCUGCAAUCAGGCAAGUUCCAAGAGGCCCUGGCCGGCGUGGCACGCUGGCUGGAAGACACGGAGGAGCUGGUGGCCAAUCAGCGGGCUCCAUCAGCUGACUACAAGGUGCUCAAGGCGCAGCUGCAGGAGCAGAAGUUCCUCAACAAGCUACUGCUCGACCGGCAGGGCAGCAUGAACUCGCUGCAGGCCAUGGGCACUGAGGUCAUGCGGCAUCUGUCAUCAGCCGACAAGGCCCAUGUUCAGGCACAGUUGCAUGAUCUGAGCCAGCGAUUUGACCGGCUCAUGCGAGGUGCACAGGAACGCACAGCAGCCCUGGAGAGGACACUGCCCGUAGCUCGAUCGUUCCAGGAGCAGCUGUCACCGCUUGUUGAGUGGCUGGAGCAAACAGAACGACGGCUCACGGCGAUGUCCACCUUGCCAACGGAUGCCGACCGUCUUACACAGCGGGCGCAAGAACAUCGCGAACUUCAUCGUGACGUGUUGGGGCACAAGCGAGCGUUUGAGGCACUCACUGAAACAGCUCAGCAGCUUAUGUCUCUGGUGGGUGACGACGAGGCUCAGGCUGUGGUUGACUCACUCCAAGAACUGACGGAUCGCUAUGCUCGCCUCGUCGGAGACAGCGAGCGUCUGGAGCAGCUUUUGACGGAGGCACGUGCGGGCGCUGGCGCCUUUGCACUCGCCUUCGAGGACCUGCUUGUCUGGAUAGGAGAGAUGGAGUCGCGCCUUGCACGCUACCAAGUGCUCAGCGUCUACGUUGAGAAGUUGCAGGAGCAGUUUGACGAGCUCAAUGAGCUGAGUGAAGAGGUAUCUGACCACCAGAAGCAAGUUGAUGAGUUGAGUGGGUCCGGGCAGGAGCUGAUGCGGCAUGCAUCGGGCAAUGAUGCCAUCCAGCUCAAAGACCGGCUGGAUUCUCUACAGCUUCGUUACACAGACCUGGCACAGCGUGCAUCGGAGCGCCUGCGACAGGCCCGUGAGGCCCUGCCUGUAGCCCAAAGCUUCCACACUGCCCAUGAACGUCUCACUCGAUGGAUGGAUGAAGCUGAAGCACAGCUGCGGUCUCUGGAGGCCGCUGCCCUUACUGCCCAAGAGAGCACUAUGCAGCGUCUUGAGCAGGAGCUGCAGGAGAUGCGUGGUGUGUUGGAAGUUGUGAACCAUCUGGGCCCACAGCUGUGCCAGCGGUCACCUGGAGAGGGUGCAGGUGUGGUGGAAGCCAUGGUGUCUCGUGCCAACCGCCGUUUUGACGCCAUCUGUGAACAGAUUCAGCGGCGUGCCGAGCGUCUUGAGCUCUCGCGCCAGCGCAGCCUUGAAGUGACUGGUGACCUAGAAGACCUGCUUGACUGGUUCCACGAGGUGGAGCGCCAACUGGCUGACGCUCAACCCAUUGUGGCCGAGCCAGACACCCUGGCUGCCAUGCUUCGGGAGCAGAAGGCCCUGAGCGAAGAGGUGAGCAGCCAGAAGGGCCGUGUGCGGGAUGUCUUGUCAGCUGCCAAGAAGGUGGCGAGGGAAUGGCCGGCUGAAGACCAGGCAGCUGUGCGGGACCGAGCAGAAGAGCUGCGAGCGCUGUCGACCCGCGUUGCCGAGGCAUGUGCCGAGCGGCUGGCAGCACUGGAACAGGCACUGCCACUGGCCGAGCACCUGCUUGAGGCCCACAGCGAGCUGGUUGCCUGGCUGGACGAGGCCGAGUCCGAGGCUGAAAGACUUGCCGCCCCUGCAGCUCCCCAUCCUGCGCACAUCCAGAGGCAGCAGGAGCGUAACCGUGCCCUGCUGCAAGCGCUGGCCGAGCACAAGCCACUGCUUGACCGGCUCAACAAGGCAGGCGCAGCACUCGCAAAACUGUGCCGACCGCCUGAUGCCCAAAAGGUGCAGCGGUUGCUCAGCUCAGACAAUGAGCGCUACAACGCACUUCGAAAGCUGCUGCGUGACCAGCAGAAUCUCCUUGAGGAGGCCAUGCAGUCCACCUCCCAGUUUGCUGACAAGUUGGACGGCAUGCUGAGUGCACUGGCUUCAACGGCAGACCAGCUGAACAAUGCGGAACCCAUCUCUGCACACCCCGAGCGCAUCCAAGAGCAGAUUAGCGACAAUCAGGCUGUGGUGAGCGACCUGGGAAAGAAGUCACCCGCCUUGGAGGCUGUGCAGAAGGCUGCCCGCGAAGUCAUUGCCAAGGCUGGCGGAGACCAGGAGCCUAGUGUACGAGACAUCCGGCAAAAGCUGGAGCGACUCAAUGGCCUGUGGGAGGCAGUCCAGCAGGCAGCACGCACGCGAGGCCAGUCGCUGGAGAGCGCGCUGGCAGUGGCGGAGCGCUUCUGGGAGGAGCUGAACGCAGUCAUGCGGGCGCUUCGUGACCUCCAGGAGAACUUGGACAGCCAGGAACCACCAGCCGUCGAGCCGCAGGCCAUCCACCAGCAACAGGAGGUGCUGCACGAGAUCAAGCAGGAGAUGGACCAGACACGGCCCGAAGUGGACCAAUGCCGCCAGGCAGGUCAAGACCUCAUGCAGUUGUGCGGGGAGCCUGACCGACCGGAAGUCAAGCGCCACAUUGAGGACCUGGACUCGGCCUGGGAGAAUGUGACCACCCUGUAUGCCAAGCGAGAGCAAAACCUCAUUGAUGCCCUGGACAAGGCCAUGGGCUUCCACGACACCCUUCAGAGCCUGCUCGAGUUCUUGGACACAGCUGAGCAGAAGUAUGCCACCCUUGGACCUGUGGCAGCUGACAUUGAUGCUGUCAAGGCACAGAUUGGACAGCUCAGGGACUUCAAGCGAGAAGUGGACCCACACAUGGUGGAGGUGGAGUCGUUGAAUCGGCAGGCCAAAGAGCUUUCAGAGCAGACGUCCUCCGAGCAGGCACGUGCAUUGCGGCAGCCCCUUGAUGAGAUCAACCGGCGCUGGACGGCACUGCUUCGUGGCCUGGUGGACCGGCAGCGCGAGCUUGAGAAUGCGCUGCUACGACUGGGCCAGUUCCAGCAUGCGCUAGGAGAGCUGCUGGUGUGGAUGGCACGCACUGAGCGUGCGCUCGACGAGUGCCGUCCUGUAGCCGGCGAUGCCCAAGUCAUUGAGGUCGAGCUGGCCAAGCACAAGGUGCUAAUGAAUGACAUCCAAGCGCACCAAAGCAGUGUGGACACGCUGAACCGGGCUGGUCAUCAAUUGAUUGAAGCAGACCGGCACAGCGAGGACGCCAGUGUGACGCAGACCAAGCUGGCAGACCUCAACCGGCGUUGGAAGGCACUGCAGGACAAGGCAUCUCAACGCCAGCAGCAGUUGGAAGCUGCCCUGCGAGAGGCUCAAGCCUUCAACCAGGAGAUACAAGACCUACUGAUGUGGCUGAGUGACAUUGACGGUCAGUUAGCAUCAUCCAAGCCUGUUGGUGGACUACCAGAAACAGCAAGGGAACAACUCAACCGUUUCAUGGAGCUUUACAAUGAACUGGAUAGCAACAGACACCGGGUCGAGUCGGUGCUGCAGCAAGGCCAAGAGUACACACGUGCAGCGGAGGGCUCAACUGGGCUGCAGCAUAGCUUGCGCACCCUUAAACAGCGAUGGGACAAUGUCCUCAACCGGGCCAAUGACCGGAAGAUCAAACUGGAGAUUGCACUGAAGGAAGCAACAGAGUUCCACGAAUCACUUCAGGAGUUUGUGGAAUGGCUCACACAUGCGGAGAAGUCUUUGGCAAGCCUGCGGCCUGUGAGCCGAGUCUUGGAGAAUGUGCUAAGCCAGAUUGAAGAGCACAAGAGCUUCCAGAAGGAUGUGGGCGCCCACCGGGAAACGAUGCUGCAGUUGGACAAAAAGGGCACACACCUCAAGUACUUUAGCCAGAAACAGGACGUGAUUCUCAUCAAGAACCUGCUCAUCUCGGUGCAACAUCGCUGGGAGCGCGUUGUCUCCAAGGCAGCAGAACGCACUCGCGCUCUUGACCAUGGUUACAAAGAGGCCAAGGAGUUCCAUGAUGCGUGGACUGAACUCGACCGAUGGUUGACAGAGGCGGACCAGAGCCUUGACGAGCAGCCGCCGGCAGGCAAUGACCCCGAGAAGAUUCGGCGCCUGCUGGCACGGCACCGGGAGUUCCAACGCACCCUGGGGGCCAAGCAGCCGGCAUACGAUGCCUGCUUGCGCCAGGGGCGGCUUCUGCGCGAGCGCUGCCCCAAGGCUGAUCAGCCAGUGCUGCAGCGCAUGAGCGAUGAGCUCAAGGCCAAGUGGAAUGCCCUUUGCAACAAGUCGGUGGACAGGCAACGCAAGUUGGAGGAAGCACUGCUCUUCUCGGGCCAGUUCAAGGAUGCAGUGCAGGCACUCAUCGACUGGCUGGACCGCGCCCUGACCUCCCUGCAAGCAGACCAGCUGCUGCACGGAGACCUCGACACGGUCAACAACCUUGUGGAACAGCACCGAAGCUUCCAAACGGAGCUGAAAAGCCGCUCGGCCAACCUGGAGUCAGUGCAGCGCACGGCCAGCGAGCUGCUCAAGACGGCCAGCGCCGACGAUGCGGCCAGCAUCCGCAGCCAGAUGUCAUCGCUUGAGUCAAAGUGGGAAGCUGUUUCCAAGCUCUCGGACACCAAGCAGCGCAAGCUCGAAGAGGCUCUCCGCCAGGCAAAGCAGCUGCACAAGGCUGUGCACAUGCUGCUGGAGUGGCUGUCAGAUGCAGAAAUGAAGCUGCGCUUUGCAGGUCCUCUGCCUGAGGACGAAGCCACAACACGGCAACAGAUGGAGGAGCACCAGCAGUUCAUGCGCGAGAUGGAGCAACAAGAGCACAACAAGGAGAGCACGAUAGCGCUAGCCCAGGAGAUUCUGUCCAGGUGCCACCCAGAUGCCGUGACGGUCAUCCGUCACUGGGUGACCAUUAUCCAGUCACGCUGGGAAGAGGUGUCCCUCUGGGCACGCCAGCGUGAGCAGAAGCUGGCUGAGCACCUGCGCUCACUGCGCGAUGUGCUCGAGCUGCUUGAGGAACUGAUGCGCUGGCUGCUGGCAGCCGAGGCCAGCCUCAUGACUUUGGAAGCCCAACCACUGCCAGAGGAUGUGGCAGCAACAGAACGCCUUCUCGAUGACCACCGGCGUUUCAUGGACGACAUGUCCCAGCGGCAGGCCGACGUGGAUCGUAUCUCUAAGGCCUUUGCCAGUAAACGCCAGCCGGCCGCUGGCUCAGCCGCAGCUGGUGGAAUCAAGGACCGCCCAUCGCAGCAACGACAUGACAGACGCACGCCCCACGCAGCUUCUCAGAGUACGCCCCGGACAUCCACACCUACGCGUGGGCAUGCUGCUGCAGAGCCCGAGAUCCGACACCCCCGUGCACGGGAGCUGGUGGAGAAGUGGCAGCACGUCUGGCUGCUGGCCAUGGAACGCCAGCGCCGACUGCUGGAACACCUCAAGUACCUGCAGGAGUUGGAGAGCAUCAAGAACUUCGACUUUGACGAGUGGCGCAGGAGGUUCCUUGGCUGGAUGAACAACAAGAAGUCUCGUGUGAUGGACCUGUUCCGCAAGAUCGACAAAGACAAUGACGGGAAAGUGACCAAGGAGGAGUUCAUUGAAGGAAUCCUCAAGUCGAAAUUCCCGACGAGCAGACUCGAGAUGGAAAGGGUAGCCGACAUUUUUGACCGAAAUGGCGAUGGCUACAUUGACCAUAAGGAGUACAUUGACACCCUUCGUCCUGAUCGAGAUUGCUUGGUUCAUGGUGCGAAGCAGAACAAGCCCCUUACGGAGGCCGAGAAAAUCCAGGAUGAAGUUCAGCGACAGGUUGCCAAGUGCACCUGCGUCCACCGCUUCAAAGUGUUCCAAGUGGGCGAGGGAAAAUACCGGUUUGGUGAAUCUCAGAAGCUGCGCCUGGUGCGCAUCCUGCGUAGCACAGUCAUGGUGCGUGUAGGUGGCGGCUGGGUGGCCCUCGACGAAUUCCUCGUCAAAAACGAUCCCUGCCGAGGAGGGAGAGAAGAAGCAUUGUUGCUAACACGGCUAAUAAUCGAGCAGUACCGACGCAGCCAGUCCAAACAGUUUGCAGUGCAAAUGGCGCCCACUUAUCCCUAACCCCCUCUUCUCGCGCGGCUGUGCCUUGCUGGGAUUUGGAAUGCGUUGUACAUAUGGGGGCCUGCCUGAGCAUGCUUGUCGCAUGCCUUCUGUGCAUGCUGACCGUACUACUGUCCGGCCCCUUUCCUUCUCUGUCUCUCUAUCACUCCACGCAAUUCUUUAUCUCAGGGGUGGCCAAACUGACCCGGGAGCAGCACAUAGCUUUUCUUUGGUCUGCUUGUGACUCGCGACUGGUUUCUUGGUCAGGUGGCAGGCCUGAUCAAGCAGCAAGUCACCUGCUACCACAUGCAAUAGUCUGCUAGCAUACACCAAAUGAGGCAACUUUCGCAAUCUUUUGCUUCUGCCGUUCCCCAAUCGGUGUUUCUUCGCUGGGAGCUCAAAUAGUAAAGAGGCAGCCAAUGUCGUUAAGGUCAAAAACUCCUGCAUUUUGCUGCAACUCUUGAGCAAUGCACGGUCAGCCUUUUUAUGACUAUUUAAACACAUCUGUUUGACCACCCCUGCCCUAUCUCGAGCCUACAACCUUAUGGGCAAACAUCUCACCUGCAGCAGUGUUGGAUUUCACUCCCGACUCUGUUGUAAUGUGCUAAAAGACUUUCUUCAGUUUUUUUUUCUGGCUUGCACAAAGGACUAUUCGCUGUAGUAUCCAGAGUAUGUCUCCUGUGUCUGAGAUAUCUUGUGUGUGUGUGUGUAUAUAUAUAUAUAUAAUAUCUGUAUUUAAAGCUUGGAACACAUGCAGUGCAGCUGUAUUGGUUUUACCUUUUACAGGCAGACAACCGUAUUUACUUCAAAAUAGGUCGAACACGUAUAUAGGUUUACCCCUAUAUAUAGAACUCUCCAAGAGAUGAAAAAUUAUGAGUCAAAUAUAGAUUGACCAUAACUUCAGAAAUAUCGAAGAACUUUGAACGUGACACAUCUUCAUUUACCGCAAGUUCGGCUACUAAAUCUCGCUAGUUGAUACCACCAGUGGCAUCCUCGUCGGAUGCUUCACAGGCAUCCUUGGCAUACCAAAUGACAUUGUCCUUGGUGCCGUUGAGUGCAUUGGAUAUGCAGCACUUAAAGCCACUCUUGGUAAUCUUCAGGCUGGCUUUACAGCAAGCGCCACCAGGAACUCCGUUAGCUUGGUACUUUUGCUAGCUUUGUUCCCUAGCUAUGUCAGCUUGUCAAGAUUCUUUGGUCACAAAUAUAGAUUGAUAGCGCACUUCCGAAAAAAAAGAAGGUCGACCUAUGUUCGUAUAAAUACAGUACUUUAAAUUGUUUGUUUGGUUGUAAAGGUUAAUGGGAAUUUUUUCUGCGUGAACAUGCUGUAAAUUUUAUUUUGAGGUUGCCCUUUUAAAAGUGGCACAAUGUUCAUAUCUCGCUGCAGGCUUUCAGCUCUGUGAGAUGUUUGCCAUGGUGUAAGACGAUACGGCACCAGCUUCCUGGAUGUUCACCAUAAUGUUAAGCAAGCAUGUAACAUUAAUAGGAAUGGUCUCUUGCACAUUUCCUCGUCUUGGCAACAGGCUGUGCCAUGUCGCACACCUGUUCUAGUUCGAAGCAUUGGUAGUGCACGUCCAACAGUGACAAGCCGCUGUACAUAACAUCUCCUAACCAAAUUAAAGCUCUGUGCCACAUCCCGCUUCCAUGGCAUGCCACAGGGCUCACAUGCAUCAAGAUGCAUACUAUGUAAGUUGCUGUGGAUCUAUGAACAUUGUACAGGAGAGAUGUGUGAAGCAGGCUUAUUCUUUGGGUGUGGUGGACAUCCAUGGGGCUUUGCCAACAAGCUCUGCCUUUAUUUGCCUGCGAUGUGGUGAUUGUAAUCAGAUUUGUAUAGUGUGUUUACAAGAAACAAAGAGAAAUGAGCAGCGUACCACGUCAAAAAAAUGCAAAUUCAGUCGACUCUUUAAAGUGAGCUUGGAAAAUAAAUGUAAACUGUACAUCUGAAGUGAUGUUUAGGUUGAUGAAACUGAGUGAAGUUUUCGAGAACAGUCCAGUUUAUCAUGGAAUUCAAGAUGACAAAUUUUAUCUUAAUGUAAUCUACUUGUAUGUUAUUUGGAUUUCUCAUUGUUAUGCUUGUUGCACAGUUUGAAAGGCAACUGGCAUGGCAGCUGUGUUAGUGAUCUUGUGAGUCUUGGCCCACAGCAUUAUGAUGUGGCAGUACCCUCAUUUCCUUUGUUUUAUUCUGUCAUCACUCUAAGCAUCAGUAGCACACAUCUUGCUCACUAAUUUAAAUGAGCUGGAAGUCCACACCAAAAUAUGUUGAAGUCAAUUUGGACAUCGAGGCAGUCGGUGUCGGUGCAUCAGAACCGCACCAGCCAAGCUCGUUGUCAUUGUUGCCGCCGGCCGAGUGUUCCUGU
Messenger RNA from Dermacentor andersoni, 29044 nucleotides. RefSeq names its product dystonin-like protein short stop (gene shot). Lineage: Eukaryota; Metazoa; Arthropoda; Arachnida; Ixodida; Ixodidae. Gene Ontology annotation, biological process: cytoplasmic microtubule organization; intermediate filament cytoskeleton organization; wound healing. Gene Ontology annotation, cellular component: hemidesmosome; cytoplasm; membrane. Gene Ontology annotation, molecular function: microtubule binding; calcium ion binding; structural molecule activity. The record is from RefSeq and is a predicted model, not a curated record.